Molecule: messenger RNA, 1817 nt
Organism: Pimephales promelas (fathead minnow)
Lineage: Eukaryota; Metazoa; Chordata; Actinopteri; Cypriniformes; Leuciscidae
Source: RefSeq, a predicted model, not a curated record
GCAAUAGUAGAAGAAGAACAGAGUGAUGGAUUGGGUCACGCGCUUUCUCCGCUCUUUCACUGAGAGAAACUUGUAAAGUUCUGCGUGUUCUGGAUGUAAACAUGUUCUGCGUGUUUUGGAGGAGAAGCGGCGCGCACAGAGGCGCGUGCACGAGACACGCCGCCGCGCGCAGAGGCGUGUGCACGAGACAGCCCGAGGUGCGCGUGAGAUUCGCUCCCAGUCCCACAGGGUUUCUUCACCUCGGGGGUCUCCGCACGGCUCUGUAUAAUUACCUGUUCGCGAAGCAGCGGCGCGGCACAUUCAUCCUGCGGCUCGAGGACACGGAUCGCGAUCGCCUGGUGCCCGGAGCUGCGGACGCCAUCGAGGACAUGUUGGAGUGGGCAGGAAUCCCUCCAGAUGAGAGCAGUCGCAGAGGAGGGCAUUAUGGGCCGUAUGUUCAGUCUGAGCGGCUCCAUCUCUACUCACAGGCCGCAUCAUCACUGCUGCACACAGGCCACGCCUACUACUGUUUCUGCACCCAUCAGAGGCUGGAGCUGCUGAAGAGGGAGGCGCAGCGCAGCGGACACGCACCGCGGUAUGAUAACCGCUGUCGACACCUGACUCAGGAUCAGGUUCAGCAGAAGCUAGCGUCUGGUGUUCCCCCUGUGGUCCGCUUCCGGCUGGCCUCCGGCGCGGACCCGUUCCAGGACCUGGUGUUCGGCUGGACCUGUCACGAGGUGGCGUCGGUGGAGGGAGACCCGGUGAUCCUGAAGGCCGACGGGUUUCCCACGUACCACCUGGCCAGUGUGGUGGACGACCAUCACAUGCGCAUCAGUCACGUGCUGCGUGGCUCCGAGUGGCUGAUCUCCAGCGCUAAACACCUGCAGCUGUUCCGCGCGCUAUCCUGGAGCCCGCCGGCGUACGCUCACCUGCCGCUGAUGCUCAACGCCGACGGCAGCAAACUCUCCAAACGCCACGGACACACACUCAUCCAGAGCCUCCGUGAGCGGGGCGUGCUGCCCGAGAGCCUGCUGGACCUCGUCACACACGCCGGCUCAGGCUUCAGCAGUAAUCGGAUCGGUCGACGUCUAGAUGAAUUAAUCCAAGAGUUUAACAUUUCGAAGAUCACGACGCACUCGGCUCUGCUGGAUCUGGACAAACUCAACGAGUUCAACAGGGUUCAUCUGCAGCGCCGGAUCGAGGAUCAGCAUGAGUGUGUGGAGCUGCAGGACGAGCUGAGACAGCGACUGCUUCACACACACGGCUCUGACAUCAGCGACCACACCGUUCUGGAGCCGCACUACAUACAGCGAGUCCUGCAGCUGCGCAAGGGCCACAUCUGCUCUCUGCGGGAGCUGCUGGAUCAGGCGCACUCGUACCUGUGGGUCCGUCCUCGAGUCUCGCUGCAGACGCUGAAGAUCGAGAGCGCGGAGGCGGCCGACAUCGCAGCGGCCGUCAUACGGCUGGUUGGAGCCGAUGGCUUGUUCUCAUCCACUGAGAGACUGAACCGUGAGCUGAAGCUGAUGGCCAGCGGACUGAACACCAAAUACAGCAGUGUGAUGAGGGUGCUGAGACUGGCCCUGAGCGCACAGCAGGUACACACACACACACACACACACACACACACACACACACUACAGCACACUACUGAACACCAAAUACAGCAGUGUGAUGAGGGUGCUGAGACUGGCGCUGAGCGCACAGCAGAAGGGUCCCAGUGUGGCGGAGAUGAUGCUCGCUCUGGGUGAGCGGGAGGUGUGUGUUCGUCUUCAGAAGGCUCUGGAACUCUGACUGGAAGCGAGUUCGGCUGUGUGGAAUAAAGCGGAUGUAAAUACUGA